UCAACCUCGCUGCGUUCUCCGAGGCACUAUCCCCGACCUCGCAGCUUCUCCACACUCGCCGAGCGAUACCGCGCGCGCACGCGCCGCCCAUCUAUCGAGCACCUAGCGAACAGAGCAUGCAGCCGCCGUGCCUGGGCGCAUGCGGCGGUGGCGGGCUCGCCCUAUCCGUCCCGCGCCGCCGCGCCUCUUCCUCCUCCUGCGGCGUCGCGCCGCCUAGGGCCUCCGUCUCGUGCUCCGCUGGGGGCGGCAAAGCGUCGCCGAGGGGGAAGGAGAAUGUCUGGAGCGUCGACAACGACCGCGCCGCCAAGGAGGCGGGCCGGGGCCCGAAGCACCGCCGCAGGAGGCGCCCCGGCGGGCGACGUCUGCCGCCGCCGCCGCCGAGGAGGAAGGGGAAGGAUGUGGGGUCAAGGGUUUUGGUGUCUGGAGCCAUGCUCGUGGAGGUCGAGACCGUGCUCCAAACUCAGGAACCUGUUAUAAGGCCUUCUUGGGAUACAUUUGCAAGUAGCUUAAGUGGUAACUGGAAGGGUGUUGGAGCUGUCUUCUCUCCAAUCACAGCAGAGAUGGAGCCUGUUGGAGUUGGGAGCAAAGAAGAGUACCUUUAUGACUGCUACACUCUUUCUCACAUCGAGAGAUCUUUUGAUGGUGAUCAUGGCUCUGAAAUCCGAAGGAAAACGAAUUGGGUCCCUAUCAAUCCUUUUGGUGAAGCUGAGAAGCAGAUUGCAUCAUAUGACGGUGGGAGUUAUGACGCUUCCAGUGGGAAGGGAACAGCUGAUUUGCCUUCAUACGAGUCUUUUGAACUUAACAGGAGUGCUGUGCUUGAUGAAGAAACUUUUGCUAUGGAGCCUGGAAUCGUAUUUUUUGAGGAUGGAUCAUACUCUAGAGGUCCGGUUGAUAUAGCUAUCAGUGACUAUGAUGAAUCUAAAUACUUCCUUUCACCAACAUAUAAGUUUGAGCAAUGUCUUGUCAAAGGUUGCCACAAGAGAUUGCGGAUUGUGCAUACAAUUGAGUUCAACGAAGGGGGAGCUAACAUACAAAUUGUAAGGGUUGCUGUGUAUGAAGAAAAAUGGGCAAGCCCAGCAAGUAUUCAUGUUGAAGAUGAUACACUUGUUGACCUUAAACCAUUCUCUCAAAGAAGGCGGACCAAACCAUCAGAACUGACAGGCUCCUGGAAAGUAUACGAAGUCAGUGCAACACCAAUUUUCAGUGAUGAAAUGCAAGAACUGGAGGGAGGUGCGCCUUUCGUCUACUUGUGCAUGGAGACCGUGAAGAAGAGAACCCUGCCAGAGAGCUCAGUUUUCUUUGGGGAGGAGGAGAUGCUUGACAUGCAGGAUGUCACCGUGCUUUGGUUACCUGGUGGCGUCACUGCCUAUGUUGACAUCAGUGAGGAUGGUGUACUCUGUAUUGGGGUUGGGUGGUACUCAGAAGAAGGUAUCAAUCUGGUGAUGGAGAGAGACUAUGGAACUGAUGGGAGGCUCAGGGAGGUUCGGUCGAAAACCGAAGUGAAGCGCCGGUGGUAUCAGUCAGUUCCAUAUGAAAUUCAGAUUUCUGUGGAGAAGGGAGAGAGGAGAGAGAGAGAGACGGGGGAGGAGGGCGAGGUCGAGGAGGCGGAGAGCAGCGCGCGCGCGCGCUCGUUCGGCAUGGACCAGAAUGCCGGCUCCUUCCUCGCCGUGCGCCGCCUCUCCGGCGCCGGCAUCGUCCACCACCACCACUCCCACUCCUCGCCGGGUACGCGCGUGUUCCCGUCGUUUGAUUGCGGUGGUUUGUCUCGGUGCAGAGGCUCACACGGUGAUGGUUUCUUCCCGCUCCAUGUUCGUGCGCCCGCAGCGGAGGUCGUGGGCGUGUCCACGGCGUGGAUCGGGAGGGGGCUCUCGUGCGUCUGCGCGCAGAGAAGGGAUAGUGACGCGCGCCUCUCAUUCGAUCUGAGCCCCAUUCAGGAAGAGUGCUUGCAGAGAUUGCAGAACCGGAUAGAAGUGCAGUAUGAUAGUUCAAACCUAGAGCAUCAGAAAGCACUGAAGGCCCUUUGGCGUGCUUCUUUUCCUGGAACUGAACUUCUAGGAUUAGUAUCAGACCAGUGGAAGGAGAUGGGAUGGCAAGGGAAAGAUCCAUCUACAGAUUUCAGAGGUGGUGGUUAUAUAUCUUUGGAGAAUUUACUGUACUUCUCUAGGACCUAUCCAAAAUCCUUCCAGGAGCUCCUUUGUAAGAAGAAUGGUGAUAGAGCUUUGUGGGAAUAUCCCUUUGCUGUGGCUGGUGUAAAUAUUACAUUCAUGCUAAUUCAGAUGCUUGAUCUUCAAGCAGCUAAGCCAACAUCAUUGAUUGGAGCAGUGUUCCUAAAUCUACUUUUAGAAAAUGAUCGAGCCUUUGACAUUCUUUACUGUAUAACCUUUAAGCUGAUGGAUCAGAAAUGGCUCGACAUGCACGCCACUUACAUGGAUUUCAAUUCAGUUAUUAAAUCUACGCGGCGCCAGCUCGAGAGGGAGCUGUUGCUCGAAGACAUUCAGAGAAUCGAGGACAUGCCAUCAUUCAGGUUUCUCGCCCACUAGCAAUUGAACUCGGUCACACCUAACAUUUCCACAGAUAGUGCAGCCCCAUACACCUCAAGAAAUUGCAACGUUGGAACCACGUAUACCGAGCUCAGUGUGGGGGCGAUCUAGGAUCGUGGAUUGUCGAUUUGCUUUGUUGGACUGUGUUCUGGUUAGCUACUCUGACAACAGCCUCAACGCUGGGUGCCUCGCUUUUCUUUUGAACAGAUGUGCUGUUAUCUUCGUGCCAAAGAACGGCAGCUGUAAUUCUUUUUUUUGAACGAAUGGGUACGAGACAGUGCCUAUUUCAUUGAUAGAGUAGAGAAUUACAGUUGGCUAGCCGAAUAGGGUACACACUUUUACAUGAUUACUCUCUAGAUGAAAAAAUCGCUAAGGCCUUUGCCCCUGCUAGUAUCCAUGCUCUUGCUUC
This is a messenger RNA of Setaria italica (foxtail millet), 2949 nucleotides long. RefSeq lists its product as uncharacterized. NCBI's taxonomy places the organism in Eukaryota, Viridiplantae, Streptophyta, Magnoliopsida, Poales, Poaceae. The record is from RefSeq and is a predicted model, not a curated record.